Messenger RNA from Theobroma umbraticum, 1307 nucleotides. The record is from RefSeq and is a predicted model, not a curated record. NCBI's taxonomy places the organism in Eukaryota, Viridiplantae, Streptophyta, Magnoliopsida, Malvales, Malvaceae.
UCUGGUAACUGGCGCCAAGGUAACUUCAAAUAGUUUUUCUAGGGUUUCCGAAUUGUUUGACGAGAAGCCCAAAAGAAAAUAUCAGGUCAGAGAGGGUUUAUUUGUUCGAAUAGGGAAAAGGAAGGGGGCGAGGAUUUCAGGGAAUGGCUUCUUCACGGCCAUCAAAGCGAAGGCGACAAGCUCAGACCGAAGACCAUCAUACAGAUGACACAGAAUCACCGGCAGACUCAAAGUUGACCCUGGAAAAAUCUUCCCCUGUGGUGGUCUUCGCUCAUGGCGCUGGUGCUCCCUCGUCUUCUGAUUGGAUGAUCAGAUGGACGAAAAUGUUAAAGAAAGCGUUAAAUGCCGUUGAAGUAGUGACAUUUGACUACCCUUAUAUAUCUGGGGGAAAGAGAAAGGCUCCACCUAAAGCAGAAAAAUUGGUAGAUUUCCACUCAGAUAUCGUUAAAAAUGCAGUUUCCAAAUAUCCUGGGCAUCCUCUGAUUUUGGCAGGGAAAUCAAUGGGUUCAAGAGUCAGCUGCAUGGUGGCUGGCAGGGAAGACAUUGCUGCAUCAUUAAUUGUUUGCCUAGGAUACCCACUUAAGGGCAUGAAUGGAGCAGUGAGAGAUGAAACCUUGUUGCAACUUACAGUUCCUGUGAUGUUUGUCCAGGGUAGCAAAGAUGGUUUCUGUUCUUUGGAAAAAAUGGAAGCUGUUCGCAAGAAAAUGAAGGCAAUGAGCGAGUUGCAUGUGAUUGAUGGUGGUGAUCACUCAUUUAAGAUCUCAAAAAAGCACCUGCAGACUAAGGGAUCAACCCAAGAUGAAGCUGAAGAUGCAGCUGUUCAGGCCAUUGCAUCAUUUGUUUCCAGCUCUCUCACAGGAGGGUCUUUCCCUUUAGUCGCUGUCGCUGCUGCUGUCCUUGCUCUUCUUGUGCUUACUCUUCUCCUUAUCGGGCUUCUUCUUAUGCUCAGACUUUUUUUCCUUCUUUUCUUUCAUUUCUUUCUUCUCCUUCUUUUCUUUUAUUUUCUUUUCCUUCUUUCCAUGGCAAGUCAUGGCCGUGGCUUGAGCUGCAUGUUGCUGAACGUGGACGCCCUGGGUCUGGGUCUUGGACACAGCUUGCGUUUUACCGACACUCUUAGUCUCAGCUGCGACCAUUUCCUUGUGAACUUUGGCCUGGCCAGUGCUCAGGGGUUCAUGGCUCACUUCGUGGAAGGCUUUCUCAGUAGGGCGCUCGCAUUGUUCUGUGGCCAUAUCAACUUAAUAGGGAAAGAGAAGAGUGUUCACUCAGGCUCUUGCUUUGAGGUUGCCUGGUGAAAAUUACCAUUGCAA